This is a messenger RNA of Acanthocheilonema viteae, 3672 nucleotides long. The record is from the annotation of a GenBank genome assembly. NCBI's taxonomy places the organism in Eukaryota, Metazoa, Nematoda, Chromadorea, Rhabditida, Onchocercidae.
AUGGCUGUAGAAACAGUAUCAUUUCGAGAUGCUGUUGGGAAUGUUGAUCUUUUGGAUGAUUUGAUACUUCUGGACAAUCAGCCAUGCAUUGAGGCACAACCAAUACCGUUGGAAUAUCGUAUUUCAUUUAAUACGAAUUUCGAGGAUAGAAAUGCUUAUGUGACAGGUGUUUCGAAGUACAUUGAGGAAGCUACGCGACAUGCAGAAUUUAAUGAUAUGUUAUUGGAAGGUUUCGAACAUGCUGCUCAUCUAUAUACCUGGAGAUGUUGUUCACGAGCUGUUCCCAUGGCAAAAUCAAAUGACCAGCCGAAUCGAGUUGAAAUAAAUGAAAAAGUUGUCGAAGUGCUGAAUCCCGAAGUGCAAAAAUUGCACCGUUUUAUGCACUUUGCGAAUAAAGCGAUUUCACGUUUUUGCGACGAAAUGAAACGUUUGUGUCAUCCGGAGAAACGAAAAGAUUUUGUAUCCGAGGCAUACUUAUUAACACUUGGGAAGACGUUGAACAUGUUUGCAGUGCUUGAUGAAUUGAAAAAUAUGAAAGCAUCAAUUAAAAAUGAUUUUUCUACAUUUAGAAGAUCAGCUCAGUUCUUGCAAGUUAUGUCGGACACAAAGACUUUACACGAAAUGCAAAAUUUGAGUAUGUUUUUAGCAACUCAAAACAAAAUCAAGGAUACGCUCAAAAAUGAAUUACAGUCGAUUGAAAGUUAUGAGGAAGUUUUGGCCGAUGUUGUUAAUAUCUGCGUAAUACUAUUCGAAAAUCACAUGUAUAUCACCCCUGCUGAGCGACAUAUGUUUGUUAAAGUAAUAGCUUUUGCGUUGUUCUUAAUGGAUGGUGACAGUGCAAAUGUUUCAAAGUUAGAUCAACGGAAACGGAUCAGUAUUUCUAAGCUUGACAAGAUUUUCCAGUCACUUGAAGUGGUGCCAUUAUUUGGCGAUAUGCAAAUCCAGCCGUUCUUAUUUGUUAGGAGGUCUCCCCAUUUUGAAGUUUCAAAAUGGCCAAAUGCAAGCAGUGAAGGUGAAAAAUGUCACGUCAAUAUCACGGAGAAAUUGAAAACGAUACGUGAACAACAUUUGGAAUACAUUACAAAUCUCUCUCGAGUUAAUAAUGAGGUUGCUGUUUAUGAUAGGGAUGGACCACGCAGUGAUAGCGAAAAUCGAGAAAUGACCCAGUUAAUGUUGGGUGGUAUCCAACUUCUUUGUAGCUGGACUAGUGAUGUUGUGGAAACAGUUUCAUGGAAAUUACUUCAUCCAACUGAUCAUCGUACUAAUCCAGCUUGUCCAGAAACAGCGGAAGAGUAUGAACGAGCCACGAAGAUUAUUCAAUCAAUAUGCGAUACCUGUGUAGAUAAUUGUACUGGAAAUUUUGAUCCACAUUCUAUUGAAAUAGGUAAAUCAAAGAAGCAGCGACAUUCUACAGUAGGAUCAAUCAAUGAUAUUCGUGCGGCACGUCGAUCCGUUGCACCAAGUAGUACGCAGUUAUAUAUGGCACGCACAAUGACCGAGUCGUUGAUUUCGGAACGAAGUGGUAGCAAAAAAAUAUUGCGUAAAGACAUCGAAUCGAAAUAUAUAGAACGCUUGGCACAUUUUUUACGCAUAAGUUUUCACUGGCCUGCGCUUCUUGCUUUUUCCGAAACAUUGAGUGAAUGUUGUGAACUUUCGCAGUUAUGGUUUCGUGAAUUUUAUCUGGAAAUGACAAUGGGACGCCGUAUCCAGUUUCCUAUCGACAUGUCUGUGCCAUGGAUUUUGACUGAUUACAUCUUGAUAAGCCAAGACCCUGCUUUAAUUGAAUCCAUCUUUUACCAACUUGAUUUAUAUAACGAUGCCGCUGAUUAUGCAUUAAAGAAAUUCAAAAAGCAGUUUUUAUAUGACGAAGUUGAAGCCGAAGUGAAUUUAUGUUUUGAUCAAUUUGUUUUCAAAGUGAGCGAUGCCGUUUUCACCUAUUAUAAGCAGCUGGCUUCAAACAUGUUGCUCGACAAGCGUUUCAAAGCAGAUUGUCAAGCAUUGGGGAUAACGAUUCGUGCACCACCUCAUUAUCGAUAUGAAACUUUGCUGUGUCAGCGACAUGUUCAGCUUCUGGGUCGAUCAAUUGAUUUAAAUCGUUUGAUAAGCCAGAGGAUCAACACAGCUAUUAUUCGUGCCCUUGAUGUUGCCAUUUCGAAAUUUGAAUCUGAAGAACUGUCUUCCAUCGUUGAAUUGGAUAACUUACUGGAAACGAAUCGUCUGUGCCAUCGUCUUUUAAGUGAACAUUUGGGGUCGAUCUCUGAUUUUAAUGAACUUUUAUGCGAAGCAAAUCAUAGCGUUUCAGCGCCAUAUGGACGUAUCACCUUACAUGUGUUUUGGGAGCUGAAUUAUGAUCUCAUACCCAACUUUUGUUAUAAUGGCUCUACACGUAGAUUUGUUCGAUCACUGGUGAAAGACUCAAAACUCAAGGUCCCACAGCGAGAACGUCCACCUUCAGCCGCUGUGCACUAUUUCUGGGGUUCAAAAUCGUUGCAUGCAGCGUUUACAAACUUAUACUCACUGUAUAAUGGAUUUAUUGGAUUACCACAUUUAAAAGCGGUGGCUCGUUUAUUGGGUUAUCAGGGGAUAGCAAUUAUUUUGGAGGAACUAAUUAAGAUCGUGCGCAAUUUGGUAAAUGGUCCAUUGCGUGGUCAUGUAAGAUCUAUUUUUAAUCUAAUGCCGAAAGUAUGUAAACUGCCAAGAUUUGAUUAUGGAUCACCUGCUGUGUUGGAGUAUUAUAUCGCCCAUUUAACUAAUGUUGGACGCUAUGCCGAACUUAAAAAGGAUGUCUGUCAAGUACUUCGUGAACUUGGUAACAUAAUUGUUUUUUGCUUACAAUUUGAAUUAGCCUUAGCGCAGGAAGAAAUCAUGGAUUUGUUGACAGCUGCACCGUUUACAAAGAUUAUUCCACGUCAACCAGCGAAAAAGAUUGAAGAACAGGAACUGAAAAUGAAGCAACUGGAGCAGAAAUAUGCACGCAUUCAGAUUUCUGCUGUUGUUGAACAGAUUGGUGACGAAAAGCAGAAAGCGAUUUCUCGCGAAGCGGAACUGCUGACGAAAGAACGUCUUUGCUGUGGAUUAAAUAUUUUUGAGAUGUUUCUUUUGAAACUUAAGGAGAUUUUAUCAAUGGAUACCAUUUGGACUGGUGGCUUCCCUAGCAAUGGGGUGAUGUGGUUAGAUGAAUGCGUAGAAUUCCAUCGUUUAUGGUCAGCGCUUCAGUUUUUCUUCUGUCAACCAUCGCUUUUAGGGCAGGAAGGUUUGAAUCCGUCCACUGAACCACUAGUCGAAGCUCACUUUGGCGAUGGUUUACAUUGGGCAGGUUGUGCAAUAAUCGCUGUAUUGAAUCAGCAUCGCCGAUUCGAAGUCCUUGAUUUUAGUUAUCAUCUUUUACGAGUUCAUCGUGCUGAUGGGAAGGAUAACGUCGUUCAUGGCAUUAAGCUUUCUCGAAUGGUCGAAAGAAUUCGUCGAUUCCAAUUGUUAAACAAUCAGAUCUUUGGAGUGUUGAAUAAUUAUCUUAAUUCAAUCAACGAAAAUGGCGAAGAAGUGAUGGAAGAGCAAAUCCGUGAAUUUGCACCACCCAUCCUAUUGGAGAGAAGGGAAGUGGAUUUGCAUGAAGAUUUAACUAAAGCAGAGAAUUUGGAAUGGCUUCUUUUAAUUUACAUUGAGGAUCCCUAG